GCCUUCUGCUUUGUACUGCUGUACUACAACCUUCCUUCAAUUUGCAAAACCUGUCCAGCACACCUGCCCUUGAACCUGAACGAACGCAUACAUCAUGAAGGCUACGUCGCUGUAUAUGCUCGGGCUAUCAACCAUGGCAGUUUUCGCCCAGUCGCCGCCACCUGCAGAAUUUGGUUCAAGUCUUGACAUUGGAAUCGUGCUCUACCCGGGCUUUCAACCUUUGGACGUCAUUGGACCUUCCGACAUCAUGCUACUGCUUUCCGCCAGCGUGAAUAUGACCAUUUCUUUCAUUUGGAAGGAGGCCGGCCCCGUCUGGGCCCGCUCGCCGGCCACGCAGCUCCCGAUCCAAGCCCCGAGUUUCAUGGCCACGCACUCGUUUGCCGACGCUCCGCCUCUAGACAUCCUCCUGAUCCCUGGUGGCGGCGGUUCGCAAUAUCUGAGUGCAGUCAACGACACGGCCGUCGAGGGCUUCAUCCGCGAGCGUUACCCGAGCCUCAAAUACCUCCUUAGCGUGUGCACCGGGGUCCGCAUUCCUGGCUAAAGCGGGCGUUUUGGACGGCCGCAAAGCCACCACCAAUAAGGCAGCCUGGUCCUUCCCGACCAACUUUGGUAAUAACGUAACCUGGGUACCUACGGCGAGGUGGGUUGUGGAUGGGAAUAUUUGGUGCAGUUCUGGUGUCUCUGCCGGAAUUGACAUGGCAUAUGCCUUUUUCUCAAUAAUUCUUGGCUCGCAGCUGACCGGCAGCGUGAUUAACACUCUCGAAUACGCACCACAUACGAACAAGGACUGGGAUCCCUACUCUGUAGUGCACAAAGUUCCCGGCGCCGACACUUCUCGAUCUCUCGGGGAGUGUGUCGGUCCUGCUGGCUACGAGUUCAGCUGCAGCAAGGAGUAGUUGGCCGAAUAAGUUUAUACACGGCCAUUGGCGGGUUUUUGGAUUCAAAUUUAUGAUUAUAAUUUUGAAGCUAGAAAUAGUCCAUUGUAGUUACGUCUUCGGAACAAGGAGAGAAGAGCAGGGCAAUAAGUCGGCAACUUCGGACUAGUAGCGGCCUUUUCCUGUCAGGAAUUGUCUAUUUCUUUCAAAUGAAAAAGACAGCAAAACGUCGGCCCAGAGAAUUACGAAACUCAGUCUACGGGUGGAGAGUAGCAGUAAGGUUAGCUGCGACAGGGUCUAUAACUAGCAUCAAUAUGGAAACUAGAG
This is a messenger RNA of Pyricularia grisea, 1202 nucleotides long. RefSeq lists its product as uncharacterized. The coding region runs from base 95 to 541 and encodes 148 amino acids. The record is from RefSeq and is a predicted model, not a curated record. NCBI's taxonomy places the organism in Eukaryota, Fungi, Ascomycota, Sordariomycetes, Magnaporthales, Pyriculariaceae. The transcript has 5 exons.